AUGUCAUCAUUUGGAUUUUGUGUGAAUGGAAGUUCACCGGAUACCUCUACGGAAUACAAUGAUAUAUUGGUGCAUAUGAAUGGAUUGAGUAUAGCACUGGGAGUGGGAUUAAUCAUAGGUGGUGUCAUAUCAACAUUACCACAACACUACAAGAUCUUGAAAUCUAAAUCUGCAUCCGGUCUAAGUUAUUUAUGGCUGUUCCUUGGAAAUGUCAAUCAAUUUUCUGCAUGUGUAAAUGCAUUUAUGCUUAAAUAUCCACAAAUAGAUGCAUGUACAAAAUUAGGAUUUAUGAAAUGUGGACCAUCUAUGUUAGCACUCAUUCAAUUAGUUGCACUUUGGAUGUUUACUUUUCCAAUAUAUAUUUUGUAUAUAAUUUUCACACCGAAUGAUUUAAAGAGGAUAAAUGCAACAGGUGGAGAUAUAGUUUGGGCAAGAAGAGAAUAUAGAUUUGGUAAAAUAUUUUUCGGAUUGUUGAUAAUAUUCUUAAUGGUGAUACCUGCAACGAUGGCGGGUCUGUUGUAUCAAUACGGUCCAUGUAAACAUCCAUCCUACAUCUUUGGCUAUACAAUGGGUAUCGUCUCAACCAUAGUUACAUUCAUUCAAUGGUCACCACAAAUCUAUAAAACAUGGAGACAAAAGUCUGGUGGUACAUUAUCUAUUACUAUGUUAUGGAUUCAAGGUCCUGGUACUGUUAUCACUAUCUACUUUUUGGUGUUUGUUUCACAGGAGAGCGUGUCGACAUGGUUGUCCUAUGUCAGUGCAGCACUACAGAUUUUCAUUCUAUUGAUCAUGUUGAUUUACUACAAGCACAAGAACAGAGAUAAUCAAGAGAUCGUUACAAUCGUCAACGAACCCAACGAUCUUAUCGACGAAGACCCAUCUGCUUCAAGUGCUUCAUUCACCAACUACAUAGCUGCUCACGAAGAUUCACAACCUCUAUUAAAGAAGAAACAAGUUACAUAUGGUUAA
Heterostelium album PN500 is the source of this 969-nucleotide messenger RNA. Its product is annotated as PQ-loop repeat-containing protein. The record is from RefSeq and is a predicted model, not a curated record. Lineage: Eukaryota; Evosea; Eumycetozoa; Acytosteliales; Acytosteliaceae. The coding region runs from base 1 to 969 and encodes 322 amino acids. The transcript is spliced from 4 exons.